CAAAUUUCAAGUCACCUUCCUUCCCUCCUCACCUCUCCUUAUAUUUCCCCACUCAAUCACCAUUACAUUCACAGAUCAAAUAUACCUCUUUCUCAGUGGUUUCUCUUUGCAAAUUGUCACUAUGCAUCAAGCAAUUCCUUUCAAGUCAUGGCAACCGCUUUACAAUACUACCAACACAACCCUCAACAUGUCAUCUCCUCUUUUCACCCACCAAAAUGACCCCUUAUUGACAAGAGAACUCAUCAGAGCAUCGGAAAAUGAUCAAAUGGGGAAGAUGGUUUCCGAGAAUGCUGUGAUUGUGUUCGCUAGACGCGACUGCUGCAUGAGCCAUGUGGUGAAGCGUUUGCUUUUGGGUCUGGGGGUUAAUCCUGCUCUUUAUGAAGUUGAUGCAGAAGAUGAAGUUGGUGUUUUGGCUCAACUGGGUUUGAUCAAUCAAGGUAGUGGAAGUGACCAAAAGGUUCAGUUUCCAGCUGUGUUUAUUGGAGGCAAAUUGUUUGGUGGAUUGGAUAGGAUCAUGGCUACUCAUAUCAGUGGAGAGUUAAUUCCUGUGCUCAAAGAAGCUAAGGCGUUGUGGCUCUGACUCUAUUAGAGGCUUCUUUUUUUCUUCUCUUCACCUUAAAUUUCAUUUUGUAGGUUCUGCUAAUCCACUUCCGUAGAUGUUACAUAAACAGGUUUAUUAUUCUUUUGAUUUCAGAAAUGGGGAUGCAAUUUUCUCUUUUCCUUUUUUGUUGAUCAGAACUAAUUCUGAUCAAUUUGUAUUAACAGAAGAGUAAAUCUUACAAUUUUACAAAUUA
Molecule: messenger RNA, 794 nt
Organism: Mangifera indica (mango)
Lineage: Eukaryota; Viridiplantae; Streptophyta; Magnoliopsida; Sapindales; Anacardiaceae
Product: glutaredoxin-C9-like
Exons: 1
Coding region: 122-580 (152 amino acids)
Source: RefSeq, a predicted model, not a curated record